AUGCAGUCGCAGACGCAGAUGACGAGGAUCGCCAUGUGCGUCGUCGGCGUCGUCGGUUCUCUCAUCGUCUACGGCAUCUUGCAAGAACGGAUCAUGACGAGACCGUACGGGGUCGAGAGCGAAUACUUCAAAUACAGCGUCUUCUUAGUGCUGAGUAACCGCGUGCUGAGCGCGUCGCUCGCGGCGGCGAUCCUGGCGUACACGAAAGGGAUGGUGCAACCGGCGGCGCCGAUUUGGAAGUAUGCGGGGGUGAGCGCGAGCAACGUGCUGGCGACGACGUGCCAAUACGAAGCGCUGCGAUACGUGUCGUUCCCGGUGCAAACGCUCGGAAAGUGCGCGAAGAUGAUACCGGUGAUGAUUUGGGGAUAUUUCAUCAAUCAGCGACGGUAUACACUGAACGAUUACGUCAUAGCGUCGUGCGUCACGCUCGGUUGUACCAUUUUCGCGUUGUACGGCGAUUUGACGCACAAGCACAGCGCCAAGAGUUCGAACACCAGCGCGAAAGGAUUGAUGUUAAUGUUAGGCUAUCUCGGUUUCGACGGAUUCACGAGCACGUUUCAGGAUAAGCUGUUCAAAGGAUACCAAAUGGAGACGUACAAUCAAAUGUUGUACGUCAACGGAGUCAGCGCGUGCCUCUCCGUCGCCUGGCUCUUAUCCGACGGCGCGAUUUGGCAGGCCCUGGAGUUCAUCGCCCGUCACCCCGCGGUGUUAUCCGAUAUCAUCACUCUGUCAUUGAGUUCGAUGUUCGGUCAGCUCUGCAUCCUGUACACCAUCAAAGAGUUCGGCGCGUUGCUCUUCGCCGCCAUCAUGACGACGCGACAGCUACUCAGCAUUCUUCUCAGCUGCGUGUUAUUCCUCCAUCCACUGACGUGGCAGCAAUGGUGUGGCACCGCCUUAGUUUUCUCCGCGCUCUACGCCCAGGCGUAUUUGAAGAACGCGCAGCCGCGUUAG
This is a messenger RNA of Ostreococcus lucimarinus CCE9901, 951 nucleotides long. Its product is annotated as DMT family transporter: UDP-galactose/UDP-glucose. The transcript has a single exon. Gene Ontology annotation, biological process: transmembrane transport. Lineage: Eukaryota; Viridiplantae; Chlorophyta; Mamiellophyceae; Mamiellales; Bathycoccaceae. Gene Ontology annotation, molecular function: 3'-phosphoadenosine 5'-phosphosulfate transmembrane transporter activity. The record is from RefSeq and is a predicted model, not a curated record. The coding region runs from base 1 to 951 and encodes 316 amino acids. Gene Ontology annotation, cellular component: Golgi membrane; endoplasmic reticulum membrane.